AAGUACAAAAAAGAAUAUAAAACAUUGAAAGCCAUUGAAAAAACGAGUUGAAGAGCCGGAAAAAAGCCAGAAACUUCCGUGUUCCUUUGAUCUUAGACCGAAAAAGAGAAGAGGCAAUAAAAACAAAUAAUUAUAAGGAAUACAUCGCAAGGAACGGGCCACCGCCAUUGAAAGGAUGCCUGGCUCCCAAGGAGCAGCAAAGGAAUAACUUUUGUCGCGUUUUCGCGUUUUUUCCUAUUAGAAAAUCCCUUUUACGCGCUCCAGCAUCCAACAAAAACAAAAACAAAACAAAGAAAAGCCCGGAAAAACCCAACAAAGGAAAAAAGAAGGAAGUGAAGGGAAUUCUGCACGUCUUGAAAGUUUUUUGUGUUCCGUGUCCUCCCGUAUCCUGGCAAACAAAGUAAAAGUUGCAGGCGAAAGUUGUUGUGCAACGUGUGGCAAGUGCAGCAGCAGCGGCGGCGGCGGCGGCGGCAGCAGCGGGCAACUUUAAUUCGAUUUUAGUGUAACAAUCAGUGCAAGAAAUAAAACAACCAAAGCCCGGCUCACCUGUGUUUGUGUGUGGCACGCAGCGUUCGUGCUCAUUCGUGCCACAGAGUGUCAGAGGCAGAGUCGGAGUCGGAGUCGGAGUGUGCGUGUGCCGGUGUGCCGGUGUGUCUUGGUGUGCAGCACGAGAACUGUUAAAGUGGAUUAGCAGCAGCGGCAGCGGCAGCGGCAGCAACGGUUCUUUCUUGCCACACAGCUCUUCUUUCUGGAUUCCUAUGGGCGAGAGCGUGGCAUCAAAUCUUUCAUCCACCGACUGGGCAUAAAAUCAUGAUUACGAGAAAAUGCAGAUAAAAAUGUCGACGAACACCAAUUGGAAGUCUCAGCAAAGUCUCUGGGCAGCUUUGUUUGUGACCACACUCUACUGCCUGUUGGAAACGAAUGCCGCUUGGGGCAAGAAACUGAAUGCCAGCCAGGCAUUCGAUGACACUUGGAACACCGCCUCCGAUCUGGAAAAUGAAUUGGAACAACAGAAGCGGGCCAAAAGCGGCGGCGGCCAGAGCGGAUCAUCCUCCAGCAGUGGGGGCCCUGGCCAGUGGUCGGGCUGGUCGGACUGGUCCACAUGUUCGCGCACCUGCGACGGCGGGAUUAUGCAGCAAAUGCGUAGGUGCAGCAAUCCGGGAAGCUGUCGGGGCGAGAGUGCCCGGUAUCGCAUCUGCAACAUGCAGCCGUGUCCGGACCAGCAGGACUUCCGCUCGAAUCAGUGUGCGGCCUACAAUGAUGUGCCCUACGACGGGACCCUCUACAAAUGGACGCCUCACUACGAUUACGUCGAGCCCUGCGCCCUCACCUGCAGAGGCCAUCCGGCACAUCUGGCCGAGGACAUGUCCCGUGAGACGGCCCAGGGAAAUGUCGAAGAUGCGGAGCAUUAUGACGAGCAGAGCGUCAUUGUGCAAUUGUCGGCGCGGGUGAAGGAUGGCACCCGUUGUCGUUCCGGCAGUCUGGAUAUGUGCAUUCAAGGCAAAUGCCAGCGCGUUGGCUGCGAUCUGAAAAUCGGUUCAACAAAGAAAAUCGACGGCUGCGGUGUGUGCGGCGGCGAUGGCAACUCCUGCUCCCAGCCGCUAUAUUACUGGGAGAUGGCACCGAUGUCGCAAUGCUCUGUCACCUGCGGCGGCGGUUACAAAAUGUCGCGUCCUAUAUGCAGGAAUCGUCUAACCAACGCCGAUGUCGAUGAGACGCUCUGCAGCGUCGCUAAUCGCCCGGAGCCGGCAGUGGUGCCAUGUAAUACACACAGCUGUCCGCCGCGUUGGAUAACCGACGAUUGGAGCACUUGCAGCCGCCUCUGCGGACACGGCUAUCGGGAGCGGAUGGUUGUCUGCGCGGAGGAGUCGAACGGGAUUAAAACGAGGGUUGCAGAUAUCAUGUGCCGCACACCGAAACCGCCAACACAAGAGACCUGCAUUAUCGAGGAGUGUCCGCACUGGGAGGUGGAGGACUGGACCGGUUGCUCGGUGUCCUGCGGACAGGGAAUACAAAUGCGAGGCGUUGAAUGCAAAUCGACAGAUGGCAGCCUGAGUGCCAAAUGUGAUCCACUCACAAAGCCCGCCAGCAUGCAGCAGUGCUCGACGGGCAUCCACUGCGAUGGAGGUGGCGGCGGAGGCGGAGGCCAGAACAAAGGCGGUGGAACCAUCAUCGUGGGUAGCAGUCGUUCGGUGAAUGAGCGCUCGGAGCAACACAUGGACAGCAGCUCGGAAAUGGACGAGGACGAUGACGACGAGGAGAUGGACGAGGCGGAGGAUAUCGAUGACAUGGAAUCGGGUCAGGACACCGAUGACGGCGAGGGCUUGUCCUAUGCCGAUCAACCUCCAAGAUACUCGCAUCACACGCAGAGCCGCCUGCACCACGAAGCACCCGAUGAGCCGCGAGCCAUGCGCCUGAUGAGCGGAAAUUCCAACAAUAAUUACAAUCGAGGAAAUGGCGGCACAGAUGUGCCAUCAUUGGAUCCCACUUACAUCAAGGACACGGAUUGGUCGCCCUGCAGCGUCACCUGUGGCGAGGGCAUACGUCGUCGCAUCCAUAAGUGCAAAAUAUUCCUGGAGUACUCGCGGACAGUGGCCACCGUGAACGAUACCCUGUGCGAGGGCACCAAGCCCCACGACGAGGUGGAGCGCUGUGUGGAGGAGCCCUGCAUGCUGCCAUCGCAUGGCUUCGACGAUCAGUUUCCCAGGGACUCCAUCAAAGUGGGCGUGUCGGAGCCAGGGAAGACCUACGUGUGGCGCGAGCAGGGCUACACCUCGUGCAGUGCCUCGUGUUUGGGCGGCGUGGAGGAGCUGAUCAUCAACUGUGUGAGAGAGGACAAUGGCAGAGUCGUGUCGCCGUUCCUUUGUUCGCCAGAGACGAAGCCGGAGGCCAGGGUGAGGACCUGCAACGAUCGUCCUUGUCCGCCGCGAUGGAACUACUCGGACUACACGCCCUGCUCGAAGAGCUGCGGCAUUGGGAUCAAGACACGCGAGGUGCAGUGCAUCCACGAGGUGACACGCGGCGGCGAGAACACCAUGGUGGUGCCCAACAGCAUGUGCCCCCAGCCGCCGCCCGCGGAUCGACAGUACUGCAACGUGCUCGACUGCCCCGUGCGCUGGGAGGUGGGGGAGUGGUCCAAGUGCUCGCACACCUGCGGCUACGGCUUCAAGGACCGCAAGGUGGAGUGCAAGCAGAUCAUGGCGCAGGAGCACAAGAUCGAGCGACCCGAAUCGAUGUGCCCCAGCGUCAGGCCGCCGGACAAGAAGCCCUGCAACGUGAAGCCAUGCCCCCCCGAGGACCCCAAGCCCGUCAUCCAGAUCAGCAACUCGACGCACAUCCAGCACGACCCGAAGAAGACCAAAAUCACCCUCAAAGUGGGCGGCGCUGGAGUCGUGUUCUUCGGCACUCAGGUGAAGAUCAAGUGCCCCGUGAAGCGGUACAACCGCACCAAGAUCAAGUGGAGCAAGGACCACAAGCCGCUGCAGCGUUCGCGCAAGUUCAAGGUGUCCAAAAAGGGGGCCCUGCGCAUCCUGGACAUCACGUUCCGCGAUGCCGGAGUGUACUCGUGCCAUGCGGGCCUCAGCUCCGCGGAGAUACACAUUGAGGUGAAGGCCAAGCCCGGCCAGCAGGCCGAGGAGCUGGAACGCCAGGAGGCAGAUCGUUUGGUGCGUGAGCGAAGCGGCACGGAGGCGCUAACCUCCGCGGACAUGACGUCUGCGGGGGGUGGAGCAGGCGCUGGAACUGAUGGCCCCGCUAAUGGGUCCACGAAAGAGCAGCAACAGAAUGGCAACGGCCGACGGAGGCAACAACAAUCGGAACGCCUGCAGAACGGAAGGGAGCGUAACCGGCGACCAAAAUCGGAUGGAAUACAGCAUGCGGACAGCAGCAUUAUGGAGGAUGAUCAUUCGCAAUUAGUGCAAUCGGAGGACCGUAUACCACAGCCGGCGAGCGCCAGCAGCGGCAGCAGCCGCACCAAGACACUGCUCGCAAUGCCAUAUUUUCAGGUGCUGCUCAGCAAUCUCCAGCUCUUGUGGCCGCUGCAGCGCUUCAAGGACUCACGUGGCCAGCAUUUGCUGCAUGGCGAGGCGCUCAAGUAUGGCGUCGAUUUGGAGCCCCUGCACUUCGAGCAGGACGAGCCGGUGCGUGUGAUGACCAAAGAGCUGCUGCACACCGAGGCGGGGCCCAUUCGCACCAGCGGGUCGGAGGGGGACAGGGACACAAAGGCCGGGGAGGCCGAGGAUGUACCGCCGCACAUGCCACAUGGUCGAUGGGAAACUGCCGCUGCGACAGGCGGCGGCACCACAACGCCAGUGCCGAGUCUCGAGAGCGGCGGCUACGUCUACAAAUGGCAAGUGGGUGACUGGUCCAAGUGCUCCCAGGAAUGUGGAGCAGCUGGCAGCGGUUUGCAGCGACGCACGUUGAGCUGCCAGAGAGAGGCAAAAGCAAAGGCCAGUGGCAGCACUAGCACCAGCACCACCGACGACAACGGAAACGAUGUCGUGGAUAAUUCAGAGUGCACCGCCCACGGCCUGGAGAUGCCCGACACGUUCCAGAGCUGCGGCAACGAGGCCUGUCCGCACUGGACCAAGGGCGAGUGGACGCUCUGCCAGCAGUCGAGGUGCCACGGACGGAAUACGGCCGUGCAGCGCCGCGAGGUGGGCUGUCGGUACGAGAACGGCACCGUGGGCACUGCCUGCGAUGAAUACGAGAAGCCGCUGCCACGACAGGAGUGCUACAACGAGCGAUGCAAGGGUGUGUGGCGCGUGGAGCCCUGGUCCGAGUGCAAUGCGCCGUGCGGUCGGCAAGGCAUCAAGUACCGCAUACUGCAGUGCGUCUGGUACGGGAGUCGAAGGCCCGCGGGCAACGUGUGCAAGCACCAGCCUCGUCCGGCGGUCAUGAAGGUCUGCAAGAGUCCUGCCUGCCAGGUGAAGUUAUCCCCUUCGGCGGCCCUGCAUUGCCGGGACUCGUCGCGCUAUUGCCGCAACGCCCGCUCCAUGGGCCUGUGUCGGCUGCAUCGCUACAAGGAGAAGUGCUGCAGCUCCUGCCAGCAGCAGCCCAACCAAUAUAUAUUCCAUUAGCUUCUGGCGAGACGGCAUAGGCAUCGGCAACAGCAACAGCAACGGCAACGGCAACGACAACUCUACGAAUUCUGCAAUUCUGCAAGCAAUUACUCUAAGUACCCCCCUAAGUACAUCUAAAGAACUAUAGCAAGAAAUUCAAGUUAAACUUAUCCAUAUGUAUGUACUACCUGCAACAAUCCUGACACUCCCGCACACUUCUGACACUCCUGACACUCCCGACACUCCCGACACUCUGACACGAACACUGACACUGACACUGACACCGGCACCGAUUCCAGUUGAAUAUUGUAUUGAAAUGAGGCCAUUAGAAAAUAGCAAUUCGUUCGAUUUGAAAUUUGUUACACAGCCAUAAACCACAGCGAAAGAAGAGAAUAAUUUAUUGAAAUUCCCCCCAAAACCUAACAAAAACGUAACAUGUAAGCAUGAGCAAAUAUUUGCAAUUACGAGUAAAGUAAGGAUAAAUAUUGUUAGAUCUGCCCCAGGACUCGUUUCACUCGGGCAAAUGAUGUGCCAAACAAGAGGGAGCGAAACCCUUUUGUUUGGCCCUCGAUUCGCCAGGGUGAACAGGAGUCAGUCGAUGGCAGCAGCAGCUUUGCUUUAAGCAAUUAAAACCACUAUAAAUUAAUGACACGGAAAAAUACUAUAAAAUGCAGCAGCAGCAGCAGAAAGCGGCAAACUAUGAGGAUUAGGUUACAUUUUCACUAUGCUACAAAAUACAUAAAUAGUAUGGAAUAUGGUAUAUGGAUUAUGGAAUAAUAUCCAAGUUAAGGAAAAGGAAUGUCUAGAAUAAAUCAACUUAGCAAAUAAUGAAUGUAAAGGUUGAUGUAUGACUCGACUAAUUGCUGAUUCAAAUCCAAGAUGUAGUCAAAAUGUUUAGCGAAUAUCUCCACACUAAUCAGCUAAAAUCACUAAUCACUAAAUGAAGCAUGACAAAGAAAACAAAACGAAAUCCGCACUGUUACCUAAUGUGAACCAAAAUCGAAUAUUAACUACAAAUAUGUAUAUGUAAAUAUUAUAGCAAAUGAGAGAUAUUUACUAUAGAGGCAUCUCCUUAUCGAGCUGCACCUUGACUAUGCCAUUGUCAAUUUUCUUCACUGAAUUUCCCUUGUUUUCUGAUUCUGAUUCUGCAUUUAUCAAUUAUCAAUUCGCCUAUGCCCCUAUGAAUAUUGUAAAUAAUCGAUUUCGGCAAUUCAUUUGAAGGCUUACCUUGUAUGUAAUUUAAACAAACGAAAAAAAUAACUAUAUGAGAACUAAA
Messenger RNA from Drosophila pseudoobscura, 6336 nucleotides. RefSeq names its product no long nerve cord (gene nolo). NCBI's taxonomy places the organism in Eukaryota, Metazoa, Arthropoda, Insecta, Diptera, Drosophilidae. The transcript has 19 exons. The record is from RefSeq and is a predicted model, not a curated record. Gene Ontology annotation, biological process: extracellular matrix organization. The coding region runs from base 825 to 5078 and encodes 1417 amino acids.